AUGGAGUCCGACUGGUUCAUAAACGCCAAGCAGGCGCUCGCUGCGGCAGAGCCUAUAUGCACGGCUGCAGACUCGCUAGUUGUUUGCUCGCGAGAGACUCUUGAGGCAGCGCUGGCUGUGCACUCCAAGUCUCUCUUCCUCGACAAAGAGCUACAUAGCCAGAUCGCGCUGCUCUAUCAGAUCAACGAAGCUCUGCAUGCCGCGGUUGCUUCCUGCGAGGCUGAGUUUGAAGCUAGCUUACUGGAGCUUGACAAGAGCGGGGCCAGGCUUGACGGCGUAUUAACCAAGCUGCAGGAGUUGGUGGUCGAUCCGGCAUUCAAGAGCAGCAGCAGUACGGAAGACAACCAAGAAGGUGACGGCGACGGCGACGGCAAUACCAUCACCACCGCAAAUACAAAACGAACACUUAAAGAUUACACACAUGAUGCAGGUGUCGAGCAGAUCAAAUCACAACUGCGACAAGCAAUCGAUGUCUUUCAGGAUCAGCAUGGUCUCAUGAUCUCUGGUUUGUCUGACUUCGACAUCGAGCUUGCAGACCUGUCUGAGAAGAUCUCGGAAGCGCCUCCGCCGUUGUCAGACAUUUCACAAUGCAAGUCAUUUGUAAACUCUCUCGAGAUCAUUGAAACCCACGCGCGCGAUAUGGGUAUACUGCUAGAGUCUCUUGCCCACCACUACGACCAAUGCUCACAAGCACUCAUGACCUCUGACGAAUCUCGUCUUGAAGAUGAUCCCGAGCGCGCAGACUUGAUUGCUGUUUUACGUGACGACGCUGCUCAGGUUCCAGACGUGCUGGACGAGAUACGCGAGCGACAUGCUGCCAUGUCUGCCCUGACCGACGCGCUCACCACAUUUCUAUCCGACUCCACAGAACGAUAUACGUCCGCCGUCCAGCGUUCGUCGGUGUUUUCCGCGUACAAACAGAAUCUAGAACGGCAUUUACUCAGCGCUCGCGAGUUUGCAGACGGAGUGCAGGAUUAUUUCGAUCGGCGGAACUCGCUACUUUCAGAACUCGAGGAGCUAAUCGGCUACUUUGAAGGAUUUAUCCGCAGCUACGACGCUCUUGUGCUCGAAGUCGUACGUCGGCAAAACACCAAAAAGCGCAUGGAAAGCGUUGUGCACGAGACGCUUGAUAAGCUGAAGGCCAUCUACGACGAGGAGAUGGAUUCGCGAACGGCGUUCUGGAAACGGAGCGGGCCGUAUAUACCUAUUGAUCUAUGGCCUGGCGUGAGUGAUCCGCCGAUCGGCUUUGAGAUUGUCGCACAUGAAGUGUCGCCUCUACCUGAAUUGGGCAGGACAUUGAUCGAGCAAGCGAAACGGAGACUGGUCUCCAAAGAUGGCGGUUUCUAG
This is a messenger RNA of Myxozyma melibiosi, 1347 nucleotides long. Its product is annotated as autophagy-related protein 17. The transcript has a single exon. NCBI's taxonomy places the organism in Eukaryota, Fungi, Ascomycota, Lipomycetes, Lipomycetales, Lipomycetaceae. Bases 1 to 1347 code for a protein of 448 amino acids. Gene Ontology annotation, cellular component: phagophore assembly site; Atg1/ULK1 kinase complex. Gene Ontology annotation, biological process: autophagy of peroxisome; autophagy of mitochondrion; piecemeal microautophagy of the nucleus. The record is from RefSeq and is a predicted model, not a curated record. Gene Ontology annotation, molecular function: protein kinase activator activity; molecular adaptor activity.